AUGCGGACUCCGCUCAUGCACACUCCAUCGCCUUUGAAUGCAUCAGCUAAUGAGCAACAAGAUGAAAAUCAAACCGAUCAUUUGAGCCGCAACUUACAACAUGCACCGAUAAAGUUUGAAAACGACGAUGAGCUACAGCGAGAACAAGAGGUACAUUCUCGUGUGGCUAGUCCAGCCAGACCCGCUCAAGCUUUGCCUAAUCGUCCAACAACAGAUUCAAGAAGUACGCAUAUGUGGCGGAUUGGAAGCCGCCAGCAACUGAUAGAACGCACAAGAAACCGAAUUUGGCGCUCUCACUAUCCAAUUGAAAAUGCAAAUUGGAAUGAAGAGUAUAGCGCUCGACGCGCUGAAAAUUCGCCUCAGAGCGACUUUGCCGAAGAAAUUGAGAACGAAGCGGCUGAGAUUCGUACACUAAUUGCGCGAACGGCACAAUUGUGGUCAGCAGUAGACCAAGCAGAACAAAGUGAAGCAACCGUUUCAACUGAGUCAGUAGCAUUCCAGACAUUGCUGCCUCCCCAAUUUGACUGUAUGAAUGAGAUAAACGACACGAUAUGUGAGGAUGACGAAUAUGAACAAGAAAGUGAAAGGGGUCAAGAAUUUGAGUUAGAGAGUGCAGAUAUGGCACGUCAAAUAAGCACUUUUUGCACUUCUGAUGAAGCUCUUCUCGAUUCAUUGAGGCUUCUGGAGCAUAGAAGGAUAGAGCACGAGACACUUGCUGUUGGUAGUGACCAUAGUUACGAGACAACAGAAUUUUCUGAAGAGGGAAGAGAGGAUCUGCAAUUUGAACAAGGCGAGAUUUUUGAUUCAAAUCUUACGACUAAUGCGCUGAAAGCUCGUGCGAUUCAAAAGUCUAUGCUGGGAAAUCUUGUCCGAUUAGGAUUUUAUAAUGAUCUGACACAGACAGCGCUUGAAGCUGGUGUAUCGGAGAUUGAUCAUUAUGACGCAGACUGUGAAUUGGCUUACGUUGAUAUCUUCAUGUCGUUGGUCAAAAUGGUGUGCGACGCGCAUGUAGAUGUCUUUAGUGAACAGAAUGAUCAAGGGCAAGCCACUACUAGCGCGUACAGAGAGGACGCUCAAGGUGUGGAGGCGAACGCGGCUUUUGAUGACGAGCAACAUUCGUUUCUUCCCUUCAAAUGGCCGGUGUUUGACAUGGCGCAGUUUGAAUUUGCAAUGGAUCGAACAGAGGAAUUGAUGGAGAUGUUGUCGUGCAAUUUGUUCUGUAUGCUCGGAGAUCCGAUUCAAGUGGUCAUUCCAUCUACUAACUCGUCUGGACGCACAAAAGGCCACGCUUUUCUCGAGUUUGACAGUCCGAAUCUCGCUAGGAAAUGCGCUUCGGCUAUUGAUGGACUCAAGUGGGGAAAAGGACCAUUUGGACAGAUUCGAGGCAACUUGUUUCGCCACUAUCAAGUUAAAACUCCUGCAGAACAACAACGAUAUGCACGUGAUUAUUAUUUCAGCGACAAUGAAGGACCAGCGUCUCAACUGCUUACAGGUAUCCCAAUGGCUCGAUAUGAUGAACGGAGUCUUUUAGAGCUCCAUCAAAAUCGUAUUGCUGAGCGUUUUCGACCUCAACACGAGCAUAUUCAUGAAGUCGCUCAGGAAAAUCUCUUUUGCGACAGUGAUGACAACAGCAGCGACAGAGAUGAAUGCGCUAAUAAUUAUCAAUUUGAGUCCGCCCACUUCAAUCCGUUGUCUCACAUGAAAUCGUACACCGCUAGUAUACAACAAGAAGAGCAAGCACCGCUAAACAAUGUCGUUGACUGGCACAUUAGAGCGUCAAGCAGCGGUGAUUGCUCUUUGCACGUAUCAAGUGAAGGAAGCGGAGAUAGUUAUGAGAGCAGCAGUGCUCUUGAUCUCCAAGCUCUCGAAGGAGACAAACUGUUAGAUAAUUCUGAUUACCAAGAGCUCACGCACACCAAUUCAAGAUGUUCUUCACCUCGUCUAUCCGUUUCGUCUAGCGAAGCACAAGCAGCUUCAUCGACUGUGACAUCAAAUGCGUCAGCUGGUGCUCAUGAAGCACAGGAGAAUUGCGGCACUAGAGGGCAGUCGUGGAGUGUUCACGACGAUCAAGAAGGUAAAGACAAGCCUUGGCGUAGAUAUUGCGAAGACCUUAUCGUUCGUAAUCGAGAAAUGCACAAGCAAUUGGUAUUUGCGCGUCGUCGUGUUGUCCAGUUGAGCCACAACAAUCAGAAACUUCACUUGCUCGUCGACCGUGUCGAGCGAGAUCGCGAUGGUUUGCUGUAUGAGAAUGAUGUAUUGCAGACUCAAGUACACGGUUAUGCCGAUCACAAAAAACACCACGACUUGCUUAUGAAGGAACUCGUGACUCUGCGUCAACGCUUGGACCCAAAGGAGUCUACGCUAAUUUCCAGGACUUUUAAUCGUCCUCAACAUGGCCAGGUAGUUGCAAGGCAUGCGCAUGCUUCUUUCCAUGGCAUUCAAUCAGCACUUUCCUACGUUUCGGCAACAGUCCUUACUAACUGCAAGAUUGACGAACUGAAGGAUUGGGAACAUGUGCUGGAAACGACAUUGAGUCAUGUUCGGUCUGCGAAGGAGGAAAAAGCGCUAGAAAUGCAGAAGAAAUUGGAUCGCCAGGUUGAAGAGCAAAAUGAACUUAAGCUCUGCGUCAUUUGCUUGGCAAACGACAAGACUAUCUUGUGUUUACCAUGUCGCCAUCUAUGUCUCUGCAAAUCUUGUUCCCGCCGCCAAGAAGUGACUAAGUGUCCAAUUUGCCGCCUCGAGAUUGACGAGAUGCUAGCUGUGUAUUCAUGA
Molecule: messenger RNA, 2772 nt
Organism: Plasmopara halstedii
Lineage: Eukaryota; Oomycota; Peronosporomycetes; Peronosporales; Peronosporaceae
Product: ring zinc finger-containing protein
Exons: 3
Coding region: 1-2772 (923 amino acids)
Biological process (GO): protein ubiquitination; ubiquitin-dependent protein catabolic process
Molecular function (GO): nucleic acid binding; ubiquitin protein ligase activity
Source: RefSeq, a predicted model, not a curated record